UCAAACUUCACUGCACACACCAACAUAGGGGCAGUCAGGAUGAAGCUGAUGUUGGUUGCUGCUGCUGUUCUGGCCGUGGCCAGCUGUGCCAGUGUCUCCCUGGAAGACCUGGAGUUCCAUGCCUGGAAACUCAAGUUUGGAAGGUCCUACAACUCUCCAUCAGAGGAGGCUCGCCACAGGCAAGUCUGGCUCAGCAACCGCAGACUGGUGCUAGUACACAAUAUCAUGGCCGAUCAGGGCAUCAAGUCCUACCGCCUUGGUAUGACCUACUUUGCUGACAUGGAAAAUGAGGAGUACAAACGCCUGAUUUCCCAGGGCUGCCUGGGCUCCUUCAACACAUCUAUGCCUCGCCGGGGCUCUGCCUUCCUCCAGCUGCCUGAGGGCACUGAUCUGCCGACCACUGUUGACUGGAGGGACAAGGGCUACGUCACUGAUGUCAAGGAUCAGAAGGAGUGUGGGUCCUGCUGGGCCUUCAGCACAACCGGCUCGCUGGAGGGUCAGAACUUCAGGAAGACAGGGAAGCUGGUGUCCCUGAGUGAGCAGCAGCUGGUUGACUGCUCUGGUGACUACGGCAACAUGGGCUGCAUGGGAGGCUUGAUGGACAACGCCUUCCAAUAUAUCCAAGCCAACGGAGGUAUUGACACAGAGGAGUCCUACCCUUAUGAGGGAGAGGAUGGACAGUGCAGUUACAACCCUGCCACUAUUGGUGCCACAUGCACAGGCUACGUUGAUAUAAAACAAGGUGAUGAAGAUGCCCUGAUGGAGGCUGUGGCCACCAUUGGACCUGUGUCUGUGGGCAUUGAUGCCUCUCAUGUGUCCUUCCAACUCUAUGAAUCAGGAGUGUAUGAUGAGCCAGAGUGCAGCAGCUCCGAGCUGGACCAUGGUGUACUGGCCGUGGGUUACAGCAGUGAGAACGGAAAAGAUUACUGGCUGAUCAAGAACAGCUGGGGUCUACAAUGGGGGGACAAGGGAUACAUCAUGAUGACCAGGAACAAACACAACCAGUGUGGCAUUGCUACUGCAGCCAGCUACCCCCUGGUGUGA
Xiphias gladius (swordfish) is the source of this 1044-nucleotide messenger RNA. It is a transcript of the gene ctsl.1, whose product is annotated as cathepsin L.1. Gene Ontology annotation, molecular function: cysteine-type endopeptidase activity. NCBI's taxonomy places the organism in Eukaryota, Metazoa, Chordata, Actinopteri, Istiophoriformes, Xiphiidae. The coding region runs from base 40 to 1044 and encodes 334 amino acids. Gene Ontology annotation, cellular component: lysosome. The transcript is spliced from 8 exons. Gene Ontology annotation, biological process: immune response. The record is from RefSeq and is a predicted model, not a curated record.